UUCACUGGUCAGCUGAUUAUGAGCGUGAUGCUCAAUUGAAGGAGCUCUGAACGUAAACCCCAUUGCUAAUGUUCCACCUUAUGUAAGCGUCUUUUCUCUUCUUGUUUUACAUAUUUAAGAUAACGCACUGAAAGCAUUGGAUACUUUGCUCCACAGACUUUCAUCACCAUUAGGGCGGAUGAGAUUUUUCUGCCAGCAGCAAUGACAGAAUUCUGGUUAAUUUCUGCUCCGGGGGAGAAGACAUGCCAGCAGACGUGGGACAAACUGAUGGUGGCCACAACACGCACCAACAACCUGUCCACGAACCACAAGCUAAACAUCCCGGACCUCAAGGUUGGAACCUUGGAUGUUCUGGUGGGUCUGUCAGAUGAACUUGCAAAACUAGACUCUUUUGUGGAAAGUGUUGUGAAGAAGGUAGCUCAGUACAUGGCCGAUGUUCUCGAGGACAGUCGUGACAAAGUGCAGGAGAACCUACUGGCUAACGGAGUUGACUUGGUCACAUACAUCACCAGGUUUCAAUGGGACAUGGCGAAGUACCCAAUCAAACAAUCACUGAAAAACAUCUCUGAGAUCAUCUCCAAGCAAGUGACCCAGAUAGACAAUGAUCUGAAGGCCAGGGCUUCUGCUUACAACAACCUUAAAGGAAACCUGCAGAAUCUGGAGAGGAAGAAUGCUGGGAGCUUGUUGACCAGGAGCCUCGCUGACAUAGUAAAAAAAGAAGAUUUUGUUCUAGAAUCGGAGUACCUGAUCACCAUGCUGGUCGUGGUGCCAAAAACAAGCUACAAUGACUGGAACAAGACGUACGAAACUCUCUCAGAAAUGGUUGUGCCUCGUUCCACUAAGAUGAUUAUUGAAGACAACGACAGCGGUCUUUUCAGUGUCACUCUCUUCAGGAAGGCAGUCGAUGAUUUCAAACACAAGGCCAGAGAAAACAAGUUUACAGUGCGCGAGUUUCAAUACAACGAAGAGGAAAUGAAGGCGGACAAAGAGGAGAUGACACGUUUGUCCACAGACAAGAAGAAGCAGUUUGGACCCUUGGUGCGAUGGCUGAAGGUGAACUUCAGCGAAGCCUUCAUUGCUUGGAUUCACAUUAAAACCCUGCGUGUUUUUAUUGAGUCAGUAUUAAGGUAUGGACUUCCCGUCAACUUCCAGGCCAUGCUGCUUCAGCCAAACAAGAAGAACAUGAAGAGGCUCAGAGAGGUGCUGUAUGACCUGUACAAACACUUGGACAGCAGCGCUGCAAUCAUUGAUGCGGCCAUGGACAUCCCAGGUUUGAACCUGAGCCAGCAGGAGUAUUACCCCUACGUUUACUACAAAAUUGACUGCAACUUGCUGGACUUUAAAGUCUAAAUACACUGCCAUGAUCAUUGCGUUCUAUGGUGUUCUUGUAUGACGUGUUUACAUGCACAAGCUUUAAUUUAUUCCUUUUUUUGCCUUGUUUGUUGUCUCUUAUCGCUUUGGAGCUUUUCGUGUCCUUUUCUUCCUGUUUGAUGCAUCUUCUAAUACAUUUCAGAGGUCACUCUCCUCAUUUUGUUCUGCUAAAACUACCGGUAAACUAUAAGUGAGCAGCUUUUUUCAUUUUUUUCCCCUUUCAAAAUGGUUCAUAUUUUCCACUCGUCCACAAAAAAAAAAAUUCAGACUGCAGUUUUCGCUGCUUCAAUGUUGGACUGGGAGAAAACAAACUGGGUCCUUGUGGGAAAAUAAAAUAAAUGUAUGCUUUACCUAUUCUAACAAGUGGACGUACUUAAGGUGACGUGUCUCAAAUUCCAAGUAAAGAAUGUUUGUUUACAAGUAAACAUCAAUGUUGACCACUGCUCCACCUCUCAAGCUGUUGACUUGUGAAACAUUGAAAGUGGUUAUUUUACAGAGAAGCAACAUGUGAUGACUGGAUGUUUGAUGAUUAUGUGUAAAUUAUACAUAUAUAUUUCAUUAGGUUGAGAAACAAUAUAGACAUUAAGUGCAAAUACUGUACUGUUCUUAUAGUUGAAAAUUUAAAUGCUUAUUUAAAAUAGAUGUUAAAAUAAAUGCUCCAUGUACAACAUA
Messenger RNA from Oryzias latipes (Japanese medaka), 2043 nucleotides. It is a transcript of the gene atp6v1c1b, whose product is annotated as ATPase H+ transporting V1 subunit C1b. Gene Ontology annotation, biological process: proton transmembrane transport. Lineage: Eukaryota; Metazoa; Chordata; Actinopteri; Beloniformes; Adrianichthyidae. The record is from RefSeq and is a predicted model, not a curated record. Gene Ontology annotation, cellular component: lysosomal membrane; vacuolar proton-transporting V-type ATPase, V1 domain. Gene Ontology annotation, molecular function: proton-transporting ATPase activity, rotational mechanism.